Molecule: messenger RNA, 1203 nt
Organism: Brugia malayi
Lineage: Eukaryota; Metazoa; Nematoda; Chromadorea; Rhabditida; Onchocercidae
Product: Bestrophin family protein
Exons: 9
Coding region: 1-1203 (400 amino acids)
Molecular function (GO): chloride channel activity
Source: RefSeq, a predicted model, not a curated record
AUGACAAUUUCAUAUACGGGUAACUUCUGUCGUCUUUUAAUUCGAUGGAAAGGAAGUUUAUGGCGAUUAGUUUGGAGAGAAUUAUUUAUCUUUCUCAUCCUUUAUUAUAUUAUUCGACUCAUCUACAAUCAAAUAUUACCGCUGCUUGAUAAGGAAAAUCCUGAAAAAUAUAGGUUUGAAUUUGAACGAAUUGCAAUAACGUUCGAUCAAUAUACAAAAAUGAUACCUCUUACAUUUUUAUUAGGUUUCUAUGUAUCCAAUGUAGUUAUCAGGUGGUGGCGACAAUUUGAAUGCAUACCUUGGCCAGAAGAUAUAUUGUCACUAUUAUGUACAUUAAUACCAGGUAAGGAUAUCAAGAGUCAACAACGGCGACACACUAUUGCUCGAUAUGUCAACUUGGUGGCUGCUCUUGUCUAUCGAGAAAUAUCGAGCACUAUUCGACGUCGCUUUCCGUCACUGUCACAUUUAGUGCAAAGUGGUCUUCUUACCGAGACAGAAUUACAAUUGAUUAACGAAAGUUCGAGAGAAAUUAAAAAUAUACGAUGGAUGAUACCACUUCAUUGGGUACAGCAAAUUGUCAUGGAUGAAUUAAGUGAUAAUGCACCUCCUCAAGCUCUCGUGAAUCAUUUCAUGCAAGAGUUAAAAGCCUAUCGAGCAGCAUUUCGUAAACUAUUCUCCUAUGAUUGGGUAUGCGUACCAUUGGUUUACACUCAGGUAGCAGCUUUAGCCACUUACGCACAUUUUGGCUUUUGCCUCAUAGGCAGACAGUAUUUGGAUCCGUCGAAAAAAUAUCGAGAUCAUGAAGUAGAUCUUAUUAUUCCGAUCUUUACAAUCGUUCAAUUCCUUUUCUUCGUCGGCUGGUUCAAAGUAGGACAAGACUUGAUGCGUCCCUUUGGUAUGGAUGAUGAUGACUUCGAGCUUGACUAUAUCUUCGAGCGUAACGUUGGCGUAUCUUUCGCCAUCGUUGAUCGACUUCAGAUGAAUGAUUACGAACCAUUGCAAAAAGAUAAAUUUUGGGUAUCGGACGAUUCCAUAAUGAUAUCAAUACCACGAACAGGUUUAGCUAAUCAAAACAAGCAUCGGAAACCUAUGAGACAUAUCCCCUCUUAUAAACCGAUCGGGAAUCGUGAUGCAGAGGAAGGUAACACACGAUGCAAUGUGUGGAAAAAAAAAUGGCAUGGAUAUGAUGUAUUAUCAUGGUGA